AUGUUAAAAUUGUUUUUUAUUUUUAAAUUAUUCUAUUUAAUAUCGUGUUCAUCUGAUAUUAUACUUGAACCGAUCAAAUCAGGAGCAAUACCUGUAUCAUUUAUAUUUUUACCCGGUGCUGAGUUACCACCUGAACGUUAUGUUCCAUUACUUAAAAAAGUUCAAUUGGUAUCAUCAUAUUCAUUAUGGAUAGCUAUUCCAUCAUUUCCGGAUAAUUUUCCAAUUGUACAAUUACGUCCUAAAGUCAUUGAUGAAAUUCUUGAAAAAUUAUAUAAAUCAGGAAUGUCAAUGAAUGCAACUAUUUUUCUGGGUGGUCAUAGUUUAGGUGGUAUAGCAUCACAAGCGUUAGCAAUUAAAUAUAAAAAUAAAAUAUUUGGACAAAUAUUAACGGGUGCAUUUCUUGAACGUAAAUAUGAAUUAGCAAAUACAAUUUAUCCCGUAUCUACAUUAAUAUUAUCCGGUGAACUUGAUAGUUUAGCACGUGUUACACGUAUUAUUGAAUCAUUUCAUUUUUAUUCUACAUAUCCACAUUUUACAUUAAUUAUUCCCGGAAUGAAUCAUAUGAAUACUGCAUCAGGUAACCCGUCAAGUCAUAUUAUAAAAAAUGAUAUUAAAUCAGAAAUAAAUGAAACUAUUGCACAUCAACAAUUAUCAAUUCGAAUAUCUGAUUAUAUAAAUAUGCGUUUAAAUAAUCAAACAAUGACGCCAAUGCUUGAAGAUAAUUUAAAACAAACAAGAUUAUUUUCUCAACCGUAUUUUGAUGCAUUAGAUCUUGAAGGUUUCUAUCAUUUUAUCCCACCAUGCUAUAAUCAAACAAAUGAUAAUUGCCAGAUAGGUAGUAAAUGGAGUGCAUAUGGGCAAAAAAUUAUGAGUGGUCUUAAUGAUUCUAUUCAUUUAAAUAUAUCUGAUAAAUUUCAUAUUGUUUAUAAAUUACCCGAACAAUUUCCACAUUUAGAUAAUAAUUGUUCAUCAAUAGAAAAUUCAAGUAAUUGUACAUUAAAUAUUCAUACUGUAACACAAAAUGUAUAUGAUUUAACUGAUGAAUUUGAUACUGGUGAAACGCAUACAUCAGCUGAAGAAAUGCGUGUAAAAAUGAUUUCAAGACAAGUCUUAUUAAAAGCUGUUGAUGGAAAAGAACAUGAUUUUAAUCAGACAGAUAAUCAAUCUUUAUGUGGUUUAAUUAAUCAACAUGCACUAGAUUGGGCUUUGGAACAUGCAGGAAAUAAAACAAAAGAACGCUAUGAAAAAAUAGGAAAAAAAAUGAUAAUAGGAGAUGAUAUUGGUCCACUUAAUGCUGGUCCCUUAUGGAUAUGGACACCAUUACAAUAUGAUCUUGGUAAAGAUAGUCAGGGUAAAUCAUUUGUAACUGUACGUUCGCCUACAUUACGAUUUCCAAGUAAUUAUUCAAUUUCAGCAGUAGCUGGCUUUCAUUAUUGCAAAUUAUUAAGUCCAGGCCGAGCGCUUGAAUGGAUUUCUAUAGACAGUUUAAAACCAUAA
Messenger RNA from Adineta steineri, 1497 nucleotides. The record is from the annotation of a GenBank genome assembly. NCBI's taxonomy places the organism in Eukaryota, Metazoa, Rotifera, Eurotatoria, Adinetida, Adinetidae.